CCGGGAAACAGGGGGACCCCCGGCGGGCUGGGGGGCCGGGACUAUGCUGAACGCCUCGGGCUUCGGCCCCGAGGGGCCUUGCCCCCAUCUCCCCGACCUGCCCCGGGAGGCAGAUGCCCCCGCAGGCGGUUUCCCGGGCCCGGCCCCGACGGGCACCGCGCCCGACGGCCCCGACUACUUCUUCGCGGACGGGCCGCGGGCCUCGCCGCCCCCGGCCGCGGGCUACGCGGGCGGCUUCUUCAUCCAGGCCGUCGCCGACCACCCGCACGACCAGGAGACCCUCUUCAACCUCAUGUCCGGCAUCCUGGGCCUGUCGCCCUUCCCCGGCCCGGCGCCCGAGGCCCCGUACCCACCGGCCGAGGCCUACCGGGGGCCCCCGGAGCCCUACCCGCCCUGCCCCUCGGACCUGGGCGCGGCCUUCCCGGAGCCGGGCUGGGGGGCCCCGGGCCCGGCGCGGGCCUCGCCCCCGGCCCUGCCCGGGGGGCCCUCGCAGUGUCUGUUCGAGCCCCAGCUCUCCCCGCCGCCGGACGUCAAGCCUCCGGGCCCGAGGGCGGCCCGCUCGCCCCCCGGCCCCGGCUUCGAGGCCCCGUACCCGCCGUGGGCCGGGCCGCCCGUCGGCGGCUACCGGGCCGGGCCCGAGGCCUGCUUCCCGCCCAAGGUGGAGGACGCGCUGGCGGCCAGCUGCCCGGCCGAGCUCCAGGCCUCCCGCCUCUUCGCCGGCGGGUACCCGCGCCCGCCCGGGCCGGGGGGCUUCGGGGACGGGGCGGAGGGCCUCCCGGGCCCGCCGGGAGAGCGGGCGGCCCACCCGGGCCCGCGGCCCGCCCCGCGAGGCCCCUUCGCCCCGGGGUCGCCCCGGACGGACUCGGCCGCCGCCCCGCCGGAGCCCAAGAGGAAGGGGCGGCGGGCCAAGGGCGGCCCCGGCCGCUUCUGCCCCCGGCCCCACGCCAAGGCCUUCUCCUGCCCCGUGGAGACCUGCGUCCGCAGCUUCGCCCGCUCCGACGAGCUCAACCGCCACCUGCGCAUCCACACGGGCCACAAGCCCUUCCAGUGCCGCAUCUGCCUGCGCAACUUCAGCCGCAGCGACCACCUCACCACCCACAUCCGCACGCACACGGGCGAGAAGCCCUUCUCCUGCGACAUCUGCGGCCGCAGGUUCGCCCGCAGCGACGAGAAGAAGCGCCACGGCAAAGUGCAUGCCAAGCAGAAAGCCCGGGCCGAGGAGAAGCUCAAGGGCUUGGGCUUCUACGCCGUGGGGCUCUCCUUCGGGACCCUCUAGGAGAGCCCCUCCGCCCCCUCGGGAGGCCCCCCGCCAGAUCCGGACGGUGGGCACCCCGUCCGUCCCCGCUGCCCUGGCCAUCGGCGGUCGCCCGCUCUGGCCCCCCGAGCCGGAGGAAGGCCCGGCCGCCGACCGUGCCCUGCUCGCGUGGCGGUGACCGGGCCCGGAAAGCCAGGCCGGCCUCCCUUCCCGACGGAAUCGCCACGCGACGGCGGGAUGGGAGUCCUCACCCACUUCCAGCCCGGGCGCCGGGCCCGGUGGGUCUCGGGGGGGUCGGCCCGAGGGCGGUCCCUUCCUUGGUUCAGUCCUAUUUAUUGAGCGCUCGCGGGGGGCAGAGCGCCGUACUAAGCGCUGGGGAAGUCCAAUCCGGCAGCACCUGGAGACGACCCUCGCCCCUCUCCACGGCUUCCCCGUCCCCUUCCAAAGCCCCCGGGGGGCAAGGAACGGGGGUCCGGGCAGGCCGUGAUUUCCCUGAUCCAAUUCUCCCGGCCUCGGUUCUUUGGUACGGAAGACGCCGCUCGCGGGCGGCAGUGCUCCGCUCACGGUAAGCGCUCAAUAAAUACGACUGAUUGAUUGAUUGAUUGAAGAAAAAACCCCCCGAGAGCCGUGUUUAUUUUUUCACUUAAAGCUUAUUUGGGCCAAGCCAGCUCCAGGUCCUCCCACCCCGAUCCCGCUCGCUCGCUCUCCCGGAGGAAAGGGAAGAGCCCGGAUUGGAACCGGGAACGAGCCGCGUAGACGCCUCGGAUGGACGGAGAGAGAAGAAAGGCGGGCGGCCGGAGCGUUGACCGCGUUGGGCCCAAAGAAUGAAGCCAAAGGACCUCUUCUCGCCGUCGUAUCCCUUGAGGGCCUUGCCGCGUCGGCCCUCCGUGCCCAUCGAGCGAUCUCCGCGUGCAGAGCACUGUACUGAGCGCUCGGGAGAGGACAGGAAACGGACACGUUCCCCGCCCACGACGAGCUCCACGGUCCCGAGGCCCGGUGCCUAUUCCGUGCCGCGCUAAGCGGCGUUGGAGGUUUCAGCGCGGGGCACGGUGCUCUGCACGGGGACGGCGCUCAAUAAAUACUAUCGAUCGAUGGAGUCGAGAUCCUUGGAAGGGAGUGACGUUAGACCCGACUGACUAAAAAGAGCCGUCUCCCUUAGGUAAUAGUAACAAUAACGAUGAUGA
Tachyglossus aculeatus (Australian echidna) is the source of this 2439-nucleotide messenger RNA. RefSeq names its product early growth response 4 (gene EGR4). Gene Ontology annotation, molecular function: RNA polymerase II cis-regulatory region sequence-specific DNA binding; DNA-binding transcription factor activity, RNA polymerase II-specific. Gene Ontology annotation, biological process: regulation of transcription by RNA polymerase II. The transcript is spliced from 2 exons. The record is from RefSeq and is a predicted model, not a curated record. NCBI's taxonomy places the organism in Eukaryota, Metazoa, Chordata, Mammalia, Monotremata, Tachyglossidae. The coding region runs from base 44 to 1276 and encodes 410 amino acids.